Papilio xuthus (Asian swallowtail) is the source of this 4527-nucleotide messenger RNA. It is a transcript of the gene Ror, whose product is annotated as tyrosine-protein kinase transmembrane receptor Ror. The transcript has 4 exons. Gene Ontology annotation, molecular function: ATP binding; Wnt-protein binding; transmembrane receptor protein tyrosine kinase activity. The record is from RefSeq and is a predicted model, not a curated record. Gene Ontology annotation, cellular component: plasma membrane; signaling receptor complex. NCBI's taxonomy places the organism in Eukaryota, Metazoa, Arthropoda, Insecta, Lepidoptera, Papilionidae. The coding region runs from base 197 to 3130 and encodes 977 amino acids. Gene Ontology annotation, biological process: protein phosphorylation; multicellular organism development; cell surface receptor protein tyrosine kinase signaling pathway.
UUGAAAGGUUGAAGGAGUAUCAUAUUACUCGGGCUUUUAAUUAAAUUAAAUUUAAAUAACAAUUGAUUUUAAGCACGCAAUUUCUUUAAUACUUUCCUGCAGUUACUAUAGAAUACGUUCAUAAACUAUAUAGUGAACAUGUGAUUCAUAUAUAGAGAGAAAGCUUUAAAAAUAAGUGUUAUGGAAAACAUCAGUCAUGUAUAUCUUUUGUGCGAUUAUUGCUUUCUGCUUUUUACGUGAAAGUUGUACAUUGAAUACCGAUAAAACAGAUUCGGUAUCAAUAAUAAAGGGGAACUCAACACCAGAGAGAAAAGGAUGGAAUAUAAAUCUUAAUAUUUAUUUUACAAAAACACUUCCGUCAAUCAUACGAAAACCAUCAGGUGCGGACGUCCGACUCAGGUGUGAAGCUAUAAUGAAUUUCACAAAAGUGGAAACUUUCACCAAAUAUAAAGAAGGGAUUGAGACAUCGUUAAAAGAAGCCCCUCCGGAUUAUAUACAACAAAGACUCAUGAAAAAUUUAAAAGCUUAUUGGCUUAAAGAUAACAGAAUGCUCUCAAAAAACGAAAGGAUUAAUAUCUCUACAAUAAUAGAUAAAACAAAUGGUACAAUAGGAACGAGUAUAAAAUUGAAAAACAUAGAUUUGCCUGAUGAAGGUAACUAUUCUUGUGUUAUAAAACAAAAUCAUGAGAAAAAAUUAACCACAAAAUUGGAAAUCAAAAGGAAAUUGGCUGAUGUUGAAAACUACGAACUACCAACUUACACACCUUUAUUUUCCAAUAUUGGUGUAAGUGACGAAAUUGAAGUAAAUGUCAAAACAACUCCAGAACUGAAAUUUGAAGAUAUGACUGUAGAUAGCAGCUUAAAGCCCCAAAAUUCAUCUAUCCCUCGCAAGCUCGAGCCUUUGUGUCAAAAAUAUGUUGGUAUUGAAUGCAGUGACCAUUUGAAAGACCAAUUUGUAUACAUCCCUUAUGACACAACUCAGGCUAUUUUAGAAGACAAAAUUUCUAAAGCCAUAAAAGUUACACAGUUCUCAAAAGACAUAAGUUCACAUUGUGAAGGUUAUGCAGUGCCAAGUCUCUGUUACUCAACAUUUCCAAUAUGUAGAGACCCUGAAACUAUUAAUAAAUAUUUCUAUAAAGAAGCAAGAAAACUAUUAAACUUACCAAAUGAUCAUAUAGGUGAUUUGCCAGAAAUAUUAUUUGAAAAUAUACCUAAAGAUUUUGCACUGAAUGCAAAAUCUAGUAAGAAUUCAACAUCCAAUAUCUUUAAUUACCGGUAUAACUCAACAGUACUUAGAAGAGUUUGUAAACAAGACUGUGAAAUAUUAGAAAAUGAGUUGUGUCAAACUGAAUAUGCCAUUGCUAAAAGACAUCCUCACAUAGGUCAACAAUUGACGUUGGAAGAGUGUCAAGACUUGCCAGAACAUGAUGCAGACUGCUUGAAAAUUGACAUAGGUACUAUGAUGGUGUCAGAUGAUGAAUGCUACUGGGAAGAUGGCAGUGGCUAUUUAGGGAGAGUGAAUAUAGCCAGUAAUGGAAUGCCUUGUGUAGAGUGGUCCAUGCAGCUCCGCGUAAAGCUUUCCGAUUACCCUGAACUUACAGGAAAACAUAGUUACUGCAGAAACCCAGGUGGUCUCAAUACUCAACCAUGGUGUGUGGUUGAAAAAGAUGGAAAAACGGAUGUACAAAUCUGUGACAUACCCAAAUGUGCUCAUAAAAUAUGGAUAUAUAUUUUAAUUAUAUUUUUACUUGUGACACUGAUAAUUAUUGGAUUAGUUGCCUGUCUUUGCUAUAGACAUAAAAAUAAAGGGAACGCAGCAACAAUACGAGACAUAAAUCUACCAAAUGCUGAUAAGAAUAUUUAUGGUAAUUCAAGAUUAAAUUCUCCAAUAGAAAUGAAUGAGCUAUUAACUAAUCAAAAUAUAAAUAACCAGCCACAUUUGAGUAGAAGUGUGAGAGGAAAUGGCAUACUUCGUGUUCCUCAAUAUUCUUUAUCACAAAUUAAGUUUUUGGAAGAGCUUGGUGAAGGUGCGUUUGGUAAAGUUUAUAAAGGAGCCUUAAAGAAUAAUGGAGAAACUCAAUAUGUUGCUGUAAAGGCUUUAAAGGAAAAUGCUUCAGCGAAAACUCAAGCUGACUUUAGACGUGAAAUUGAUUUAAUUUCGGAGCUCAGCCAUGAGAAUAUUGUGUGCAUAGUUGGUGUAGCACUUAGAGAAGAACCAUUGUGUAUGUUAUUUGAGUUUAUGGCACGAGGGGAUCUUCAUGAAUUUCUUAUGGGCAGAGCUCCUCCUUCCGGAAAAGGUUUGCCGCCUAUGAGAUUGUUAAAUAUUGCAUUUAAUAUUGCAUCUGGUAUGCAAUAUCUUGCCUCACAUCACUAUGUCCAUAGGGAUUUAGCUGCUAGAAAUUGUUUGGUAUCAGAUGAUUUUAUAGUCAAAAUAUCCGAUUUUGGUCUUUCAAGAGAUAUUUAUAGUUCAGAUUAUUACAGAGUGCAAUCUAAAAGUCUCUUGCCAGUUAGAUGGAUGCCACCGGAGUCAAUAUUGUAUGGUAAAUUUACAACAGAAAGUGAUAUUUGGUCAUAUGGAGUAGUGCUAUGGGAAAUAUACAGCUAUGGCCUCCAACCUUAUUAUGGGUACAGCAAUCAGGAGGUGAUAUCGAUGGUUCGCGGCGGGGAGCUGCUCGCCGCGCCAACUAAUUGCCCGCCACAAAUGUACGCACUUAUGCGAGAGUGUUGGAAACACACGCCACAACGGAGACCCAAUUUUGAAGAUGUUGUUAACAGAUUACAAGAAUGGAUACAAGUUGGUGGUUGUCCGGAGAUAGGUCCUUUGGAAGGUACCUCUUGUUCCCACAGACCAACCACAUCAACAAAGGAUCAACAAGAAAGGGCACCUCUCUUACCACCACAUUGUUCCUCCUCCAACGGGUCCCUAGCAACUGGGAGUUUAAAGAAAUUCAGCGCAGCCAGUUCCAGUACAAAGGUAACUGAUGACAACCGAUCAACUUGCAGUGAAGUCCCACCUUUAGCGCCCAAAUCAAAAAAACAUAGCUCCGGUUCUCUCAUAGAUGGAGAUAAGGUUGGUACUAGAGACACAAUUGUUAGAAUACCUAACACUCAUUUUAGUAAUGAUAUUUAAUCAAAUAUUUAACUUUAACACAUUGCCAACUUGGGAAAGUACACUUUCAUUUGUGACUUGCGGCAUUUAAUGUGUUAAUUAUGAAUAAAAGAUAUGCAGCUAGUGGUUUUGGUCGAGUGAAAGAAUUAAAACUCAUAGAAUUUUUCUACAAAUUUGAAUUUAAUUCUUAUAAGAUUAAAAUCAGAAUACUAUUGAAUAAUUUCUGGAUAUACAUUAAAAAAUAACAAUUUUAUGAAAAGUUAUUCCAAUUAACAUGACAAGCUCAAUAAAAUAGUUUUACCCAUGAAUAAAUUAAAUAAUUCUAUGUACAAGAUAUGUGUCUUAUGUAGUAAAUACCUAACAAUAAAAUACAUUCCAUUGUUACAAAUCUUUUGUACACAUCAAUGUAGAAUCAUAUAACAGUUAUUAAAAAAGUUUACUUUCUUUUUAUUUAAAUCUACGUAGUUUUCACUUUUGUGUCUUGUGCUAAACAAUUAUUUUCGUGUCUGUACAUGUUUUUAAUUAUUAUAAUUAUAAGUAAACUCCUCACAAAAACUUGUUCAGAAUUAUUGAAGUAUUUCUUCAUGAAAAGUAUUACAUUUGGUUCCUUUUAUUAUAUAUUGUGGUUAGGGGUGAAUGAUGACACAUAUUUGUUAGUUCCUUUUAACUAUUGCAGCCUAUUUACUUUUUUUAUGUUAUAAGUUUGCUUAUGCACAAAAAGUUUGUCUUAAUCUUUUUACUCUAUGGCAUUAAAAAAAUAAAAAUUAUUGCAGGAAAUAUUUAUCUCUAAAAUGUGUUCUAUAAAACAUUUUGGCGCUGUAUUUGGUACUUUAUUUAUUUUAAUAAGUUAUCACAUUUUAUUUAUAAUCAAAUAUUGUACUUAGUUGUAGCGUAUUUAAAAGACAUAUUAGGCUUUGUCUGAAUAUAAGAGGCAAAGGUUCCAGCAAAUUCUUGAGUAAGUAUUUUGAAAACCACAGUUAAAUAUAAAAUCAGUUAAAUGUUAACACAUAAAGUAUUUUGACUUUCUACGAUAAUUAUCUUCAACAAAUACCCAUAAAAUCUAUAUUUGCUAAUACAAAUCUGCCUUUAAAAGUACCUAAAUUUUGCCCUUAAAUUAAAGAAUAGGAUAGAUUAUAAAAUGUAGAUCGGCAAGUUUUAAAUUAUUAGCUAAAAUUAGUUUUUAUAAAACUUUGUAUAACUUAGUUCAUUUAGGUAACAUUAACGUUGGAUUCCACUGCGGAAACAAUUGUAUGAUUUUUUUUCAAAGGGAAUGACUAAAAUAUUGUACAAAUGUUUCAGCAAUGGUAACCAACUUAAGGCUAACUUUAAGUAAUAUAAGAUGUUAUUACAAUUGCUUUAAAAUGAAGAAAAGAAUAAAAAUACGAAAUCCAUAGACAAUGAUAAAAUUAAGUACAUUU